CUCUGCGGCAAGGCCGGAAGCGACGCAUCUUGCUGGGCGCAUGCGCACGGGCCUCUAGCGCCAGCUCGGGCAGGCAAGGAGGGAGGGAGCGGCGCUCGCGCGCCUUGGGCCCGAGAGGAGACAGCGCGGGGCCGCGCCGCCGGCAGGAGGAAUCAUGACGACCUCAGGAAAAGAGAACUUCCGCCUGAAGAGCUACAAGAACAAAUCUCUAAACCCUGAUGAAAUGCGUCGCAGGCGGGAGGAAGAGGGUCUUCAGCUGCGGAAGCAAAAGAGAGAGGAACAGUUGUUUAAACGCCGAAAUGUUGCAACAGCUGAGGAAGAAGCAGAGGAGGAAGUAAUGUCAGAUGGUGGCUUCCAUGAGGCUCAGAUGAACAAUAUGGAGAUGACUUCUAGUGCUGUCAUCACCUCUGAUAUGAUUGAGAUGAUUUUCUCCAAUAGUCCAGAACAGCAGCUUUCAGCCACCCAGAAAUUUCGAAAGCUUCUCUCCAAAGAACCAAAUCCCCCAAUAGACGAAGUCAUAAGCACACCAGGGGUUGUGGCCAGGUUUGUGGAGUUCCUCAAACGAAAAGAAAACUGUACAUUACAGUUUGAAGCUGCUUGGGUGCUGACAAACAUUGCCUCGGGAAAUUCCCUUCAGACUCGAAUAGUGAUCCAAGCAGGAGCUGUCCCCAUCUUCAUAGAGCUGCUCAGUUCAGAGUUUGAAGAUGUACAGGAACAGGCAGUAUGGGCUCUUGGCAACAUUGCUGGAGACAGCACUAUGUGCAGAGACUAUGUAUUGGACUGUAAUAUCCUGCCCCCUUUAUUGCAGUUGCUUUCAAAACAGAAUCGUCUCACCAUGACCCGAAAUGCUGUAUGGGCUCUAUCCAACCUCUGCAGAGGGAAGAAUCCUCCUCCAGAUUUUGCCAAGGUUUCACCUUGUCUUAGCGUGCUUUCCUGGCUGCUGUUUGUCAAUGAUACAGAUGUGUUAGCUGAUGCCUGCUGGGCUUUGUCCUAUUUGUCUGAUGGCCCCAAUGAUAAAAUCCAGGCUGUGAUUGAUGCAGGAGUGUGCAGAAGACUUGUGGAAUUGCUGAUGCACAGCGACUACAAAGUUGUAUCUCCUGCCUUACGAGCUGUUGGGAACAUUGUAACAGGAGAUGAUAUCCAGACCCAGGUAAUUCUGAAUUGUUCAGCCCUGCAGAGUUUACUGCAUUUGCUAAGCAGCCCAAAAGAAUCUAUCAAAAAGGAAGCAUGCUGGACAAUAUCUAAUAUAACAGCUGGCAACAGAGCCCAGAUCCAGACAGUCAUAGAUGCCCAUAUCUUCCCAGCUCUUAUAAAUAUUUUGCAAACAGCUGAGUUUCGGACAAGGAAAGAAGCUGCGUGGGCAAUCACAAAUGCAACGUCUGGAGGCUCUGCUGAACAGAUCAAGUAUUUAGUAGAACUGGGAUGCAUCAAACCACUCUGUGACCUCCUUACAGUAAUGGACUCAAAGAUUGUGCAAGUAGCACUGAAUGGGCUGGAGAAUAUCCUGAGGCUCGGAGAGCAGGAAUCCAAACGCAGUGGCACUGGCAUUAAUCCUUACUGUGCUCUUAUUGAAGAAGCAUAUGGCCUGGACAAGAUUGAAUUCCUACAGAGCCAUGAGAAUCAAGAGAUUUAUCAGAAGGCCUUUGAUCUGAUUGAGCACUACUUUGGGACAGAGGAUGAAGACAGCAGCAUUGCCCCACAGGUGGAUCUCAACCAGCAGCAGUACAUCUUCCAGCAGUGUGAGGCUCCCAUGGAAGGCUUCCAGCUCUGAGGUGUCCUUAUGCUGAGUGCUCCUGUACCUGGCCAAUCCUGUUGUCGAGCCACAAGCCACCCGUGGAGUGAUUCUCUCAAUGUUUUCCAUAACCCUGUUUGCGCUCAUUCGCUUGCCUUGUGCACAUGCUCUUACAUACAUCUGGAAAACCUUUGGCUCUCCAUGGCAGGAUGUCCCCUCCUUGGCAAGGGGUCACCAGAAUCACCCUUCUUUAGAUUCUGAAACCUCUCCACUGUCAUCUUUGUGGAGCUGAGGCACCUUUCUAUACUUUGAGAUAUUCCCUACUCCUAUUACAGGAAAAUAAUCCCUCUUCCGCUAGCCCCCACACUCCUGGUAUCCAAGAUGAGGCUGCCUUUCUCGUGCAUUUGUUGCAGUGUGUGCCUGCAGUCUAGGAAGACAUUCAGACUUUCUGAGAACCUAGCUUAAUUCAUUUCCCAUACUUUUCCCUGGAUGCCUCUCUGGAUGGUGGCGUGAGAUGUGUUAAAUCUUGAAAUGCAAUGUAUCUACUUUGCUGUAUGUGCCAGCCUGGGUUAUCGGCAUAUAGAACAUGUUACAAAUAAUGGAGUAAGUUCUCUAUCCCCUGCAACAACAGGCUACAAUGGACAUGUUUUCUGGUUCUUAAGAGUACCAAACACAUCUGGCCCUAUGCCUUCUCAAAACUGAGCUCCCAAGCUGGAUUGCAGACCACUGUGGAAAUCUGUAUGCCCUCCCAGUCUUUCCUUUCCACCAACGAAAAAGAACCUGUGAAUAUGUCACUCUUACCGUGUCCCCAGAUGACUUUCCAAACCAGCUUCUAGAAUGGAGAAACUACCCCCGUUUCUGCUUCCCAACUCAGUAUGACCCAACCAGGCCUACAGCCCUUUCAGACUUCGUGCACCUGAGUCUGUCUUUGGUAAUGUAGUUAUGACUGAAAAUUUCCUGUCUGCCUAUUUACAUUUUUACGCAGCUGGACUUGAACAGAUUUCUCUUCUGCAAAAAUACCUUCUGAAUACAAAAUCCUAAUUUGCAAAGCUUAGCACAAGGAGUGUUAGCCUUUCUUUUCAUUUUUAAGAUACAGAGUUUCCUUUCCAGCUCACCUAAAGAAAUAGAAUCCUCCUGGUCAAACCCCUUAUUUAAACAACUACAAUGACACUACAUUCGAAAGAUAGUAAUAUUCCACCCAGAUCUGCUUGGCCCUUUCAUUUCAUUUUCCUUUUGCUGUUUACGGGACUUCAGGUGAAUUAGCAUGGAACACGUGGUUCCUACAGGUGACACCUAUAUGGCAUCGCCGACUGCAUGACAGCUGUCAUCUGCAGCUGUAGACUGCCCUUCUGCUAGCAGUAUGUUCUUGGCUCUGCAGCCUGCUUGGAUCACAGACGUCUGAUGCAAAGGCCAGCCAAUCCUCACUGAGUUCAGCUGACAUUGACAACAUACUCCUCACACAACAAGGCAGAUGCCACAUGAUUGGAAGUGACGGUUUCAUUUCUGUAAAUGUGUUUGAUUCUCCAGGCCAUCUGCUCCUUCCUGCAUUGGGCUAUGUUCUUUCAAGCCAUUUUGAACGUUUGGACGACACAUUUGUCCAGUACAAACAUUUCAAAAUUGCCACUGACUACUGCAGUGUCAUGUACCUGUGGUAAAUGUUGUUGGCAGAACUGUCUGCAAGCUCCUCCUUAUGACUCCUUUCAGUGACAAGCCACUGCAAAAGCAAAAACAACCCAUUGGAUGCAGAAUAAUAAUAAAAAAUAGGUAAAUCACCUGUCAGACUGCUGAAAGAAGCUAGGCAAAGGCCUGAACAUCAGCUCUGUGUGAUCAUUAUUUAAAUAUAGUCUUCAGUUCUGUCUGUGCUUCAGGAUGGAGACUCUGACCUGUGUGGCCACUGCAGAAGCCACCUGCUGCCUCCCUAGCUAAUCCAGUUGGCCUCCACCUUCCCUUCUCCAGUUAUUUUCUCUAGUGCUGCUUUGUGCUGAAGGAACAUUUAGUUUACUGCACUUGAUCUGUAAAUGGACUUUGAUUCUUUGUAAUUUUAGGGGGUUAAAUUUGGUGGUUAAUUUAAAAACAAAAACCCCUCAAUGUUGCCUUUACAUCACAUAUAAAUAACUGUGUUUCUCUUUCUUGAAGGGUGAUAGAAGCACUGAUGAGUAGCAAAAUCUUGUUUUAGCUUUUGGAUUUUUUUGUGCUGGAUUUUUUUACGUGUAAAUUUCCAAUAACAUGUCAUUUCUAUAAGAUUUGUUUAAAAUCAUGUACCUCUUAUUGGAUGGUAUAAAAAUGCUACAUAUUUUGUAAACAAAUCUGAGCAAAGUGUGUGUGUAUAUAUUCUGUAUAUUCAUAUAUGUAUAUUCUGUGUAUAUAUACACUUGUGUGUAUAUAUACAUAUAUACACACACACGUAUAUAUAUAUACACAUGCACAUGUGUGUAUUUAUAUACAUAUCUAUAUAUCUAUAUAUCUAUAUAUAUAUAUAUAAGUGUUUUCUCUUCCAGGCUAGUGAAAACAAUGUGGUGCAUUGGCGUUCCCCCUGUGCCCUCCCCCCAAGAAGAUAAUGACAAUUGCCUCUAAAUGAGUGAAUUAAAAAAGAGUCCAUUUAAGCUGAAUGGUGUGCCUUCCUGUGUAAGGAUCCUGGCCCGUGUUUGUUACUUUUGCAGUGGAUAUGUGAAUUCAGAGCAGAUAAGUAUAAAUCUUUGAACUUGGUAUGUUUGUUUGAAGUGACAGGCUUGGUUGACACAGGUAAUAGUGUUGUUGUCAUAUAUACUUAGACUGUGUAAGGCAUUUGACUGGUACUGCAUAACAUUUUGACUGAAAACUAAAACAAUACAAAAAUUAACAUGGCACACAUUAAAUGGAUUAAAAAUGUG
This is a messenger RNA of Dromaius novaehollandiae (emu), 4602 nucleotides long. It is a transcript of the gene KPNA1, whose product is annotated as karyopherin subunit alpha 1. Gene Ontology annotation, molecular function: nuclear import signal receptor activity; protein binding. Gene Ontology annotation, cellular component: nucleoplasm; nucleus; cytoplasm. The transcript has 14 exons. NCBI's taxonomy places the organism in Eukaryota, Metazoa, Chordata, Aves, Casuariiformes, Dromaiidae. Bases 155 to 1771 code for a protein of 538 amino acids. The record is from RefSeq and is a predicted model, not a curated record. Gene Ontology annotation, biological process: NLS-bearing protein import into nucleus; postsynapse to nucleus signaling pathway.